AUUAUACCGUAAAAAUGGGGAGCAAGGAAUAAUUGAUUACGUGGUUUCAUACAUGAGUGGAGUCGACGCGUAUUUUUUGCGAUUUGAAAAUCCAUCAGUUAAAAUAAUUCUAGCAGGAAUAGUCAUAGCUACACACCCAGACGCAAUUAGAUGUCUGAAACCAUUGAAGUUAUCUGAUGACGCGGGUCUAAAAGUAAUAGAAUUUUUAGCUACUCCAAUUUCCGGACUACUUGGUGUUGUUCCACUUGAUAGUUUACAUGCCCAACGAGUAUUGAUAAAAAUGAACAGAUUUUUAUUUCAUAAUAAAAAUAUUAUUGAUAAGAACGGAUAUGAUUUUCAUUUAAUCUUGACCUCUCAACGGUUGCAUACUGGAAGAGCGCCUAACUUACACAAAUGGAUCGGUUACACAUAUUACGGAUCGGUUUGUCCAGAACAUGACAAGCGAUCACGUCUUAUGCCACUUGGAGCAAUUGUUGAUGAACGCCAGGACACUUAUCAAACUAUAGGCGCCCACGAAAUUGCUCAUAUGCUCGAAAUCGAUCAUGAUGUUUCUUUAACAUGUCGAGACGGGUAUAUCAUGAGUAAAUACAUAAUUACUUAUUCAAACUCAUACGAUUGGUCAGAAUGUUCAAAGACGGAAUUGCAGAAAACUUUUGAGUCUGAAAAGUUUUCGUGUUUACGCAAAUGGCCUCAAUUUUCAAUCAAUUGAAACAAUCCAGUAAGAAUUAGUCAAGAUCGACAGUGAAAAAAAUAUAUAUAAAUGUUAUUAUAUAUAUUCAUCUUUUUUUUGAUCAUAC
Messenger RNA from Microplitis mediator, 797 nucleotides. Its product is annotated as A disintegrin and metalloproteinase with thrombospondin motifs like. Gene Ontology annotation, biological process: proteolysis. Gene Ontology annotation, molecular function: metalloendopeptidase activity. The coding region runs from base 53 to 709 and encodes 218 amino acids. Lineage: Eukaryota; Metazoa; Arthropoda; Insecta; Hymenoptera; Braconidae. The transcript is spliced from 5 exons. The record is from RefSeq and is a predicted model, not a curated record.